Propithecus coquereli (Coquerel's sifaka) is the source of this 1479-nucleotide messenger RNA. RefSeq names its product X-prolyl aminopeptidase 3, mitochondrial (gene XPNPEP3). Gene Ontology annotation, cellular component: mitochondrion. The record is from RefSeq and is a predicted model, not a curated record. Lineage: Eukaryota; Metazoa; Chordata; Mammalia; Primates; Indriidae. The transcript has 8 exons. The coding region runs from base 100 to 1293 and encodes 397 amino acids. Gene Ontology annotation, molecular function: metalloaminopeptidase activity; manganese ion binding.
GGAGGGGCAAGUGGCCCGGUUUCCUGGCGACGCGGUGUGCUGGCGGCUGUUUUCCUGGAUUCUGCCUCUUUCCUUUCCUGACGCGUGAGCUAGGUCGAUAUGCCUUGGCUGCUCUCAGCUCCCAAGCUGGUUCCUGCUGUAGCCAACGCCCGCGGCCUCUCAGGAUGCAUGUUGUGUUCACAGCGAAGAUACUCCCUCCAGCCUGUGCCAGAGAGGAAGAUUCCAACCCGAUACCUAGGCCAACCCAGCCCCUUUACACACCCACACCUUCUCAGACCAGGGGAGGUGACUCCAGGACUAUCUCAGGUAGAAUAUGCACUUCGCAGACACAAACUGAUGUCUCUGAUCCACAAGGAAUCACAAGGGCACAGUGGGACUGACCAGACAGUAGUUGUGCUCUCCAACCCAACAUACUACAUGAGCAACGAUAUCCCCUAUACUUUCCACCAAGACAACAAUUUUCUGUACCUGUGUGGAUUCCAAGAGCCUGAUAGCAUUCUGGUUCUUCAAAGCCUCCCUGGCAAGGAACUACCAUCGCACAAAGCCAUGCUUUUUGUGCCUCGGAGAGACCCCAGUCGAGAACUUUGGGAUGGCCCACGGUCUGGCACUGAUGGAGCAAUAGCUCUAACUGGAGUAGAUGAAGCCUAUACACUAGAAGAAUUUCAGCAUCUUGUACCGAAACUGAAAGCUGAGACGAACAUGGUUUGGUAUGACUGGAUGAGGCCCUCUCAUGCACAGCUUCACUCUGACUACAUGCAGCAUCUGACGGAGGCCAAAGCCAGGAGCAAGAACAAGGUUCGGGGUGUCCAGCAGCUGGUACAGCGCCUCCGACUGAUCAAAUCUCCUGCAGAAAUUGAACGAAUGCAGAUUGCUGGGAAGCUGACAUCACAGUCAGUACCAUACAGGUUUAGAAAGGUUCAAGGGUUCACUGCACCUCAGGCAGAACUCUAUGAAGCUGUUCUAGAGAUCCAGAGAGACUGUCUGACCCUGUGCUUCCCAGGGACAAGCUUGGAGAACAUUUACAGCAUGAUGCUGACACUGAUAGGACAGAAGCUUGAAGAGUUAGGGAUCAUGAAGAAUGUUAAAGAAAAUAAUGCCUUCAAGCUUGGGCAGCAGAAAGCCAUAGGCAUUUAUAUUCCAGAGGAUGACAGAGAUGCCCCAGAGAAGUUUCGGGGUCUUGGUGUACGAAUUGAGGAUGAUGUAGUUGUGACUCAGGACUCGCCUCUGAUCCUUUCUGCGGAUUGUCCCAAAGAGAUGAAUGACAUUGAACAGAUAUGCAACAGGGCCUCUUGACCUUCAUCACAGCCCACAUGCAUCUCCGGUUGAAGAGGGUGUGCGCUGGCUUCCCUGCACACGUGCUAAGUGCCUCUGUGUGUACGCUUAGACACGUGUUCCAUCUGGGAGUGUGCAGCAGCUGUAUGAAUGUAUAUAAUGAUGUAUGUGGGGUUUUUUAAGCAAAUAGAAAUCUAGAAAAAUGAA